Haliotis rubra (blacklip abalone) is the source of this 1961-nucleotide messenger RNA. RefSeq lists its product as uncharacterized. The transcript is spliced from 3 exons. Lineage: Eukaryota; Metazoa; Mollusca; Gastropoda; Lepetellida; Haliotidae. The record is from RefSeq and is a predicted model, not a curated record. Bases 97 to 903 code for a protein of 268 amino acids.
UAUAUAUAAAACUGCCACAUGCUGCUCUCACUGUGUUCAAGACAAACAUUAAAAGGUUCCUGCUGGUGAACAGAAGUAUCAUACUUUCACUACAGAAUGUUGUUACUGCUUCUCUACUCCUUGUUACUGUUUGGAGCGGCGUUCGCUGACACAACCGUCACAAUCUACAACGAGUGGCUCUCCCAAGGUGGACGUGCACAUUAUGAACCUGAAAGAUGGAAUAAGAUAAACGGCCUCACCCAGCAGAACCUAAUUCCAAAGUGUAAGAGUAUCGGGGUGGCUGCCGGACGGUGGGUGAACAGAGACUUGAGGAAUGGUCUUUUUGUCAAUUGGCCGCAAAGCCCUACUCAGCCUGGUUACCCAGACCCGACGUACCUCCAGGACCCAGCACGCCAGGCAACGACUUGGGCGACGUACAUGAUGGAGCUGAAUGGCUAUGGGAAUAACAUCUCUAACAUGGUCUGGAACAUACAGGGCUUGAGCUGGCCGGUUUGGAUGAAUAAGUCAGAACAUCGAUACAAAUUCCCCAAUAAUGUUGAUGCUGCAUCUGAGUUUGUGUCGCUGAUGGUUGAGAGUGCCAAUAACUACACAGGAGGACGACUUCCAUACAUGUUUGAAGUCAUCAAUGAGCCUGAUUGGGUGGAAAGAAUCAUUGAUCCACAAACGAAUAUAGACUUCCACAGGGCCGUCGCCGACAAACUGAAAUCAAGAUUUGGAAUGAAGAUUUGUGGACCAUCGUACACCAGUAUGGCCUUAGAACAAGCCGACGAAAAUAACUUCGCCUACUGGAACAGAACUGCUUCGUUUAUGGAUAUGUCUCUUGACCACUUGGACUUUUUCUUUCCAUUCCUACAACGGUCUUCGUAUAAAAUCAGGAAAUUAUACCUUUUUCGGCAUAAAUGAAGCUCGUCUAGUUGCUUCUGUAGACAUGGUGGAAAAUUACUCAUUCCUCAAGAAAGGAAAAAAUGUUCAGUUAGUUAACACGGAAUUUGGAAGAGGUACUGUUUUCGGGGUCAGUCCAAAUUUUCAAAAUGGACUGAUAGAGUUUGAAACCAUUUAUCAACCAAACGGUUUCAUGUUUACCUUCCUGAACAUGAGAGAGUUUAUAGACAGAGUUACCAUCUUUCUCCUCUCAAAUGAACAAUUCCCGGGUCAUGCUUCCCUUCGGAAUUCCUUAUUUACUGUCGAUGGUCAUCCCCUUCAACCAACCAAAUUCUUCAUGUUUUGGCAAAACUUUACAUAUGACCAAAAGUUUCUCCGUGUCUCAAGUCAAUAUAGUGAACAGGAGAGAAUGGUUGCACCCCUUGCCCUGGCAAACCCUCUCACCAACGAGAUGGUAGUUCUUCUUCACAACUAUGGCAGAAAAUUGGAGAAUGUUAAACUGGACUUUCCCAACAACUGGAUCAACCCUUCAACGGGUGAAGAAACAUGUGUUCUGCUCGAUAAUGGUAAUCCCGCUAUUCAUGCCGAUUACCAUUUCAACAUAUCGAAGCUUCAUGGCACCGUCGGGCUCCCCGGGUCAUCAACCUGCUUCUACAAGUUCAAAACGAACUACAACUUUGCUGGACUACGCACGAACAACGAGAACACAUACUAUGGCAAGGACAUGCUUAUCCCCAUCAACAAUGGACAUGCACAGACAACCAUCAUUCUACCCAGCUCCGGAUACCACACUGCUCACCUUAGAGUGGGAGUGAGCAGAGACCAUAAGGUUGUUACAAAGCCCAAUGCAGUUCAGUUCAAUGGUCAGGCCUUGUCUUCAAGCUACAAGCUGUUUGAUGCUAUGGAGAAUUUCAGCACUAUUCGGACCACUACUUGGAACGUUUGGGAGUUCACGGUCCCCGAAUCACUGGUCCAAACAAACAACACAGUCAGCAUGACCUUUGUUGGAGAUGGUGGUCACGUGACAUCUGUCGCACUCGUUGUUGGAAAACUUCUGUAGAUAAAUGUCACUUUCAGAA